AUGUUGGGGAUAUCUGGCCGGUCCCGGCGGAGGCGCGCUCGCCGGAUUAGGCCGCCGGUGGGGUUGCACAGCUCCCGGCUCACCUUGGAGAGUAAUUAUAAUGAUCGGCGCCGGAACCCUAGUCUGGGACGGGAGUCUUCCUGGAGAGGCGUGCCGGGCGAGCGGGUGGCGCAGCCGAGGUACGCCUACGCGACGCGUCCCGUCCCCCGCGCCUCUCCGCCGCACCCGUGCUCGUGCCAUACCUCCCCGCCGACGGCCCCUCACCCCCACGCACCGUAA
Molecule: messenger RNA, 279 nt
Organism: Arctia plantaginis
Lineage: Eukaryota; Metazoa; Arthropoda; Insecta; Lepidoptera; Erebidae
Source: the annotation of a GenBank genome assembly